Aspergillus bombycis is the source of this 768-nucleotide messenger RNA. Its product is annotated as acetyltransferase. The transcript has a single exon. Bases 1 to 768 code for a protein of 255 amino acids. The record is from RefSeq and is a predicted model, not a curated record. Lineage: Eukaryota; Fungi; Ascomycota; Eurotiomycetes; Eurotiales; Aspergillaceae. Gene Ontology annotation, molecular function: acyltransferase activity, transferring groups other than amino-acyl groups.
AUGCCAAUACACAUUGAAUCCAUCACCCAAGCCGACAUCCCACGCAUGGUUGACAUCCAACAGAUGGCGAUGGGAGCCAGUGCCUUCUUCCGCAGUACAGGCGACGUGCCCAACAUAGACGGGACCCCGGAAGAGAUAUCCGCGUCGCCUUGCAGGACAAACAAGAUAUCUCGAGUUUUGGAUAACUGGGAUAAAGACCCCACCUGCUAUCUUUUAAAAGCUGUUGACGACGACUCGGGGGAGAUGAUUGCGUUUGCCAAGUGGCAUGUUUACCAUGGGGAAGAGGGGUUGAAGAGAUGGCAAGCUUCUGUGAGGGCGGAUGAGGGUAUGGAGAUCCCGACUGGAGCAAAUGAGGAAGGCUUUCGAUUCUGCAAGAGCAAAUUACUGGAAAGACGGAGGAAGUUCUUUGGAAAGGAGGGGAGGGACCAUUGUUGUAAGUUCUGUGCGCUGCUGCUUCCAAUGGGCUUGAUGUUGAUCGCCAACGUAGUGCUAGCAUUGCUGGCUACUGACCCUCGCUAUGAGCGUCGUGGAGCAGCCUCUCUUUUAACACAAUGGGGUUGUGAUUUUGCCGAUAGACUUGGAAUUGAGUGCUAUCUUGAGGCCUCAAAGAAGGGAUACCCGGUGUACAAGAGAAAGGGGUUUGAGGAGUUAUCUUCCCAGGAGGACAAGAACAUUAUACAUUUUGACGCUAGUAGGUUUACGGGCAGGGGAGGGAGCGAUGGUGACUGGGUGAAUUUAGUCUGCAUGGUGCGGAAGAGCGCAUGUUAG